Molecule: messenger RNA, 2843 nt
Organism: Spirodela intermedia
Lineage: Eukaryota; Viridiplantae; Streptophyta; Magnoliopsida; Alismatales; Araceae
Source: the annotation of a GenBank genome assembly
AUGGGAGAGGGGAAGGUGCAGGGCGGCGGCGGGGGUGGCAAUGGCGGUGCCGUGGCGGCGGAGCCGUCCGUAUUCCGGGGGACGGCGUACUCCGCCGUCCGUACGACGGUUGCGCUCGCCAUCUGGCUCGGGUCUAUCCACUUCAACGUCGCGCUGGUUCUGGCGGCGCUCCUCCUCUUCCCCUCUCGCAUCGCCAUCGGGUGCGCAUCAUUCCCUUUUCGUCUGUUUUCCGGUGUUCGAAUCCGUAGCUCUGUUUAUGGCUUUGCUGACAUUUGAUGGUCGUUGGCGGAGCUGUUCAGAGUUUUCGUGGUGCUGCUGAUCUUAAUGACGAUCCCGCUCAACGAUAAGAGCGACUGGGGGAAGAACCUGUCGAGGCACGCUUUUCGUACUCUCCUCGUUCAUCUCUUCUGUUGAAACCGUUAUACUUUCUCCCUUUUCCGUUUUCUGCGUUACUUUAUAAAAUUUUCUUCUGCCUGUUGACGGAACGACAGAUAUAUAUGCAAAUAUGCGAGUGGCUAUUUCCCAGUGACUCUUCAUGUGGAGGAUAUUUCCGCUUUCGAUCCUAACGAAGCUUACGGUGAUUUUCCUUGUAUCAGUGUUUAUUUAUCUGUGCAUUUUGUUGGAUCUUGGCACAACAUCGUGUCUAAUUAUCUCCGAACAAUGCGUGCUGGAAUGUGCUGAUUACAGUAUUUGGUUAUGAGCCACACUCGGUUCUACCUAUUGGCUUGUGCGCUCUCGCGAGUAAUACCGGUUUUAUGCCGUUGCCCAAGGUCAAGGCCCUUGCAAGCAGUGCGGUAUGGCUCUCUUUCUCGCACCCGGUGGACAGCUGGAGUUUGGUUAAUUUAUUUACGCAGAAUGCACCCAUCUCUUUCUCUGAUGUAGAUGUAGAUUUUUUCUCCUGCAAUGGGUUAGGUUUUCUACACGCCUUUUCUUAGGCACAUAUGGACAUGGAUGGGGCUUAUUCCAGCGUCAAGGAAGAGCUUCUAUUCGUACCUGACUGCUGGAUACAGUUGCAUCAUUAUCCCCGGUGGGGUCCAGGAGGUGACUCUGAUGGAGCAUGAUUCGGAGGUAUAAAUUAUAUUUUCUUCAUUGUCUCUUAUGCCGCGAUGUUAUCUGUGAAACGGUCAAGAUGGGUAUGCAAAUAUUAUGCGGAAUGGAAGCGCAUCUGAGUUGUUCUCCUUGAGAUUCCCUCAGAAAUUUCUAUUUGCUUCUCAUCGUCACCUUAACUGAGCCAAUAAAAACCCAUGAUGAUUUCACAUCUGAUCGACUACAUUGGAUCACUAUAAAAAUCGCUCGGACAACCUGCUGACCUUUGCAUUACUUUCUGUGCUGUAGGUCGUCUUUCUCAGAAACAGAAAGGGGUUUGUUCGCAUAGCUAUUGAGCUGGGCCGUCCUAUUGUUCCAGUUUUCUGCUUUGGCCAGGUACACUUCUUAUGAAGAAAAGCUAUAUCGGCCAUUUUUAUCGUAUGAAUUUUUGCAUCUUAGUGUCAUUGCUUUCCUUCACCUUGGCCAUUAGUUUUUUUGAUAAAUUCCAAAAACAUUAUAAUCUUCUUCGACAAAACAAACUUCAGUUUUUGGGAAGUCCAAGGUUUCUUGGGUACGACAGAUCUGUCUGGCGACCUGGUUGCUCUGAUAAUUAUCUUUACUUGAUGGUUUACAUACCAUUUCUGUGUCACAACGACAUAUCUGUCUUUCUGUUCUUUCAUUUCUUUUCACUACGGGACGUUUCGUUUGAACCUUGCGUCUCCAUAUACCAGUCUGAUUAGCAACCCGGAUUUUGGCAUUCUCAUGCCUGCUUGCUUGGUGCUUGAGUAGAUUACUGCAGAUCAUGGAUGAGGAUAACUAUAUUCGAGAACGGACUGAUCUGGUGCAGCUGGGUUUCAUCCGAACCCUGCCAGUUGGUUAAACAUUUCUUGUUUCCUGGAUUAGCGUUUCGGUAGAGUCAUCGUUUUGACUGGUGUGGGCAAACCACUUCUGUUUCGGCACGUAGAACUGUUCGACAUACCUAGGGGAUACUCUGGAUUUAUCGCAUCAUAAAUUCCAGCAUAAAUUGGCUGAACGACUACGCCGUACCGUUUUCUUCAUCAACACAAAUCAUCUUAUUUGAUUUUUGUUGUUUCUCAUGAGCCAAUACAUUCCCCCUUUCUCAUUCUCGUGAAGUGGAGCUGUUGUUCUUUUGGGUGUCCAUCAUUCAGCAGUUUUUUGCUUAGUAUCCAUCAUUAAUCUUAAUAUGUAACCAGAUGACCCAGUUUUUCUUCUUUUCUCCCCCUCUUCCUUGUGCAGAGUAAAGUGUACAAGUGGUGGAAGCCCAGUGGGAAGCUGUUCUUGCAAAUUGCUAGGGUGAUAAGGUUCUAUCCAACAGUAUUCUGGGGCAUCUACGGGUAUGACUUCCUCUUCUUCUUCUUCUUCUUCUUCUUCUUCUUCUUCUUCAAUCACUGGAAUCAGUCCAUUACACUCUCCGCAAGGAGAAAAAGAAAACUAUCCAGAGUUUGCCUCUAUCUUUUUGGUGAUUCUGUUUUUUCUGUUUUCAUUUCAGAACACCCAUUCCUUUCCAGCGUCCCAUGCAUGUGGUGGUCGGAAGGCCCAUUCUGGUUGAAAAGAGCCCUCAGCCAUCUGUGGAAGAGGUCAGAGAAACGCCCAACCCCAAUCAUCCCCCUCCCCUCAUUCAUCCGGAAUCGAGAAUCCGUUUCCUUCGUUUGCGAGAGAAGUCAUUCAUUUACUGACUGUGCCGCCCAUUGCAGGUGGAUGUCAUUCAUCAGCAAUUCAUUGCGGCCCUUGAAGAGCUAUUUGGAAAGCACAAAGGCAAAGCCGGGUACCCAGAUCUCAGCCUGAGGAUCUACUGA